UUUACACACAUAUGCAGUUCAUUAUUGUGAACAAGUAGACCCAAAACUGUGAGCAGAUGCAUCUGUACACACUCAGAACAAGCCAUCAUUAGAUAGUUUAAAUGUUCAGUGUCAGCGAGUGUGGCAUUUUUAUUUUAUGGCAGUUGUUACCCGUCGACCUUUCAUUCACUUGGGGUCAGGUUGGACCUGGAAAAACAGCCGACAGAACAGCUGGAAAUGCUGCAACAUGUGUGUUACAAUUCUGGAUGAGCUGGUGAAAAUGAAUGGCUGCUGACAUGCUUUGUGAAUGCGGCCUGUUAUGAAAACGAGGUAAAUUACUGCAAGAAGCAUUCUAUCUUGAGCCUUUUAGGUGAUUUUAGCUGUUUCAUUUGUCACCCCUAAUUUUCCCCUUUCCUAAUGUAACUGUGUCUUCAUUUUAUUCCAGGGGAAAUGCAAAAAAUAUCUAUAUCAUCAUCAGGACUACUUGUUUUCCACUUGACCUGACAUGUCCUGAAAAUUGGGCUGUUUACUCAAGAAAGAUGUUGCACAGAGCGUCAGGGAAAAUGAAGCUUCUGUACCAAAUGAUCAGUUAUUUCCUUCUAUGGUUGUCAAUAGUUCUUUGUGAUCAUGUUUAUCUUUUUGAAUUUCUUGGAUGAUUCACAAUGUGUCUCAGUUGAGAGCGUCACAUGGACAUUGGUCAAUUUUGAUUCAAAUGUCCUAAAUCAUUUUUAGAUUUCGACCAUUUGAUCUGAAAUUUAAAAUCUGAAAAUUACCUCUCUUUUUUUUUUCAAAUAGAUGUGUGCAUCAAAUAUUUAUUAUUAGCUUUACAUUUGAUUUUUAUCUUUAGUUGUAACUGGCUUAAUUUUAUAUCUCCUAUGAAUGUGUGAAAAUAAUCCCUACAUUCAUAGUGUGUUAUUAGUUCUCUCAGAAGCAUUUUCAGCUCACAAGGUUGUUCUUUUACCCUGAUGCCUGUUCCAAAAAAUGCAAGGACUAAAAGGAUCCCUGAAAAUUACAAACUGAGAAUCUUUGUGUUAUAAAUAUAAAAACACAAAACUUUAUUUGCAUAAAUUCUCUGCCCCUUUGCCUGAAUUUGUUAAUAUACACUGUUCUUUUUGAUCCUUGACAUGAUAAAUUGAUGUUUAACUGGUCCAUAUUGUGGUUUUCUAAUAUAUGUCAUCCUCCUUUUAAUGAAAUAUUACAGGGAAAGUAGGAUUUUCUUCAUAGUUUUCAUUUUUUAUAAGGUUCAACAAAAGGUAAAAUGAAGUCGUUCAAAGUCUAAUUUUAAAAAACAACCAACCCUUAAUUUGGGAUUCAUUGUGCAACUAUUGGCUAUCAGAAUGAGAUCUGACCUCCCACUGUGUUUGCUGUGUUAUGGUGACCUGGCACUUUAACACACAGUGGUUAUCGAUUUGGCUGCAUCUUUAAUUUGUUUAUCCUUUUUUUUUAACCUUUCCACUGUUCUCAUUGUGUUCAAUGAGCCCAGCUACAAGUCUGAGAGAGAGAGAGAUGAGAGAGGCGAGUACAGAGGGAGAGAGAAGAGUCGAACGGUGUCGCACAGCAGGUAUGAGGACGAUUCAUGUGUAAGAGGCAGAGCCCAGCACAGAACAGGCAGCCUUGUGGACCAGCACUCAGAUCCAGGAUCAGCCCGGCCUUCUCAGAGCUGGAGACCCUCUCCCCGCCACGUCUCUCGCCUCCACCGCGUGCCCCCCUCGGUGACAUGUACCCCGAAGAGAGCCGGGGUUCUGGAGGGGUAGCCACUGUGGACUUCCUGGAAGGGACGUACGACUAUGCCGCACCCACCCCUGCCCCGACUCCUCUCUACAGCCACUCCACCACUGGCUACUAUGCUCCUCUGGAUGCCCACGGACCACCCUCUGAUGGCAGUCUUCAGUCCCUAGGCAGCGGGCCUACCAGUCCUCUAGUGUUUGUGCCCUCCAGCCCCCGACUCAGCCCCUUUAUGCACCCGCCCAGCCACCACUAUCUGGAAAGCACUUCAACACCCAUCUACAGGUCUAGUCAGCAACCAGUAUCCAGAGAGGACCACUGUGGCACCAGUGACGAGUCGUACAGUGUGGGGGAGUCAGGUGCUGGAGCCAGGGCCGGGGGGUUUGAGAUGGUUAAAGAGACACGUUUCUGUGCCGUGUGCAGUGACUAUGCCUCUGGGUACCACUACGGGGUGUGGUCCUGUGAGGGCUGUAAGGCCUUCUUCAAGAGGAGCAUCCAGGGUCACAAUGACUAUAUGUGCCCAGCAACCAAUCAGUGUACUAUUGACAGGAAUCGGAGGAAGAGCUGCCAGGCUUGCCGUCUUAGGAAGUGUUAUGAAGUGGGCAUGAUGAAAGGAGGUGUGCGUAAGGACCGUGGCCGUGUUUUGCGGCGUGACAGGCGACGGACUGGUACUAAUGACAAGGAUAAGGCCUCUAAGGACCUGGAGCACAGAGCAGCACCCCUCCAUGAUGGGAGGAAACAUGGCAGCAGCAGCAGUACUGGAGGAGGAGGAGGAAAAUCAUCGGUCGCUGGCAUGUCACCUGAUCAGGUGCUCCUCCUGCUCCAGGGUGCUGAGCCCCCAAUGCUUUGCUCCCGUCAGAAGCUGAGCCGACCCUACACUGAGGUCACCAUGAUGUCCCUGCUCACCAACAUGGCUGACAAGGAGCUGGUCCACAUGAUCGCCUGGGCCAAGAAGCUUCCAGGUUUCCUUCAGCUGUCCCUCCAUGACCAGGUGCAGCUGCUGGAGAGCUCGUGGUUGGAGGUGCUGAUGAUUGGGCUCAUCUGGAGGUCCAUCCACUGCCCUGGCAAACUCAUCUUCGCACAGGACCUCAUACUGGACAGGAAUGAAGGCGACUGCGUCGAGGGCAUGGCUGAGAUCUUCGACAUGCUACUGGCUACUACUUCCCGCUUCCGCAUGCUCAGACUCAAACCUGAGGAGUUUGUCUGUCUUAAAGCCAUCAUCUUGCUCAACUCUGGUGCUUUCUCUUUCUGCACCAGCACAAUGGAGCCACUACAUGAUGGCGUGGCUGUACAGGACAUGCUGGACACCAUCACGGACGCUCUCAUACAUCACAUCAGCCAAUCAGGAUGCUCAGUUCAGCAGCAGUCGAGACGGCAGGCCCAGCUGCUCCUCCUGCUCUCCCACAUCAGGCACAUGAGCAACAAAGGCAUGGAGCACCUCUACAGCAUGAAGUGCAAGAACAAAGUGCCUCUGUACGACCUGCUCCUGGAGAUGCUGGAUGCUCACCGCCUCCACCGCCCUGUGAAUCCAGCUCAGUCCCGGUUCCAGGCUGACAGAGAGCCCUCCACCACCACCAUCACCAGCAGCAGAGGCUCCUCUUCAGCCGGCUCUAGUUCUGGAGUCCCAGGCAGCCACGAGAGCCUGAGCAGAGCCCCGACAGGACCAGAUGUCCUGCAGUAUGGAGCGCCCCGUGCCGACUGCACCCACAUCUAAUGAGAUGGAGCACAAACAAGCAUGUCUGAAAGGUCAAGUCAUCUUAAUGAAUGAUGUGUGUAGAACAGUGUGAAAAUGCCUUGGUAAUGAACGAAGAGAGUUGUAUUUGAAUUCGUUCGUAUUUGAAUUAUUUAUAAAUUCAAGUGAUUUUUUUUGUUGUAGCUGUUUAGGUAGAAAUUAUUCCUUUGCACUAUUCUAAUUCAGUACAAUCUGAGCUUCAGCGCAGUUUAUCUUCUAUGCUGUCUUUCAUACUAUCUGUGAUUUGGACUCAGCUUUAUAUUACAGCUUAUUUUUCCAAAUUGGCAGGUGUUAGGUCAUAUUGUGGCAUUCUGUUACCUAUGGUGAUCUCAAAUGAUGAGCAGCUAAUUUUUCUUGUUUUUUUGCUUCAACCAAAGUGCACUUCCUCUUGGGUUUAAGGGGCUACUAGGCAUUAUUUUUACUUUUACAUAUAAGGGUUGAUUACACACUAAACUGGUUAAAAUUAAUAUAUAAUUUAUUUACAUAGUUAAAGACUAAAUGUCAGGUAUUGUGUCUUAUGCAUACACAAUUUUAAACAUGAUAUGUUUGAGAGAAAAUAUUUCAAUGAUGAAAUUCUAAAAUGAAAAGUGGUCAAGGAUAUAUCUGAUCAAAUCCUAGAGAGGGUUAGGGUUAGGGUUGGCUAACCCUAACCCUACCCUACAUAAUGCAGGAAGCUAAGCUUUAUUGUUGGGUAACUUCAACCUAUCCACAGCUUUUGUGUACAGUGGGUUUGUUCUAUAUGCUUACAUGCAUCAAAGUUUUUUUCUGAAUUUGUUGUGUGUGUGUGUGUGUGUGUGUGUGUGUGUGUGUG
Molecule: messenger RNA, 4247 nt
Organism: Lates calcarifer (barramundi perch)
Lineage: Eukaryota; Metazoa; Chordata; Actinopteri; Centropomidae
Gene: esr1
Product: estrogen receptor 1
Exons: 10
Coding region: 1556-3418 (620 amino acids)
Biological process (GO): regulation of DNA-templated transcription; steroid hormone receptor signaling pathway
Cellular component (GO): nucleus
Molecular function (GO): nuclear estrogen receptor activity; DNA-binding transcription factor activity; zinc ion binding
Source: RefSeq, a predicted model, not a curated record